Prunus avium (sweet cherry) is the source of this 845-nucleotide messenger RNA. NCBI's taxonomy places the organism in Eukaryota, Viridiplantae, Streptophyta, Magnoliopsida, Rosales, Rosaceae. The record is from RefSeq and is a predicted model, not a curated record.
AUGUUGCACUUGCAUCCUAUGUAUUUGCAUGUGAACUUGGUAACAAUUCCCCCGGGCCAGGUUUAUGGCAUUAAUGAUGCACUUUCAGCUGAGGCAGCGGCAGAUGAUUAUGAGACCUGUCUUAAACAUUUGGUUCAGCGGAAUGUGAUAGCCACUUCAAAAACUACUGGGUUUCCAAAGUUUGAUCUCAUGCUUCUGGGUAUGGGCCCAGAUGGACAUCUUGCUUCUCUAUUCCCCGGUCAUCCUCUUGUCAACGAGAAGAACAAAUGGGUCACUUGCAUUAAGGACUCACCAAAACCACCUCCAGAGAGGAUUACUUUCACCUUUCCAGUGAUCAACUCUGCUGCAUAUAAUGCAAUGGUAGUGACCGGUGAGGGAAAAGCUAGUGCUGUCUGCACGGCACUUGGAAACAGUCAGCAUUCUGAAACUUUGCCUGCUCAGUUGCUUUCAGCUGAGGAUGAGUUAACUUGGUUUUUAGACAAGAGUGCAGCUUCAAACCUGUAGGAGGAGAAUGUCGUUGGCUCUGUGAGAUGUUGCACUUGCAUCCUAUGUAUUUGCAUGUGAACUUGGUAAUGUGUUCUAUGCUUUAGGCAGAAAUCACUGUGAUUCACUGCUGGCUUUUCAUACUAAUAAUUAGAACUGGUGACCUUCGAUGGUCCUCCGUGGUGAUAGUAAGAACUGAAAUAAGAGGUAGUUUGAUGUACUUUUCAGUCCUGGAUGCAAUUUUAUUGUCUUCCUCGCCCUCUUUCUAUCUUGUGGUUGGUUGCAUUGUGAGGCACAGGUUACACGAGUCAGAUUAAUUAGAUUAUCCUGACCGUGCCGUGCUUUGGUUGGAUAACUUUGUC